Molecule: messenger RNA, 1379 nt
Organism: Toxotes jaculatrix (banded archerfish)
Lineage: Eukaryota; Metazoa; Chordata; Actinopteri; Toxotidae
Gene: letmd1
Product: LETM1 domain containing 1
Exons: 9
Coding region: 36-1112 (358 amino acids)
Biological process (GO): intracellular monoatomic cation homeostasis
Cellular component (GO): mitochondrial inner membrane
Molecular function (GO): ribosome binding
Source: RefSeq, a predicted model, not a curated record
UUACGGUAAGCCAGCGGCGCCGCACCAUAUCAAACAUGGCGCUGUCCUGUGCGAGAGUGUGUAGCCAUUUGUCUUUGGUCCGACUGUGUGGCCUCAGGACAAACAGGACAACAGCUUACCUUUAUCCUCCUUACGUGUCCUGCCAGUCCAGGUUGCCCCUGUGUCGACACUACUCGUCAUCCAAAGUUCGACGAGGUAUUGGUCGAUAUAUCCAGUGGGCAAACACCAAAUAUGAAGGCUUCCUUAAAAGGAGAAUUCCCCGCUUUUAUCAGCUCUACCAUACUUUUAUUGAAGGGUUUAAGUUACUGUUCCAAGAUGUCAAAGAGGUGCGGAGGAUAAAAGCAAAGAUGUCCUCUGAUGGAGUAAAGUUCCAGGAUUUGCCCUACAGGGAGAUGGAGAAACUCAGACAGUUUCGCAGAGACAUGAUCAAAGCCAUCCCGCUGGUGAUGAUAUCUAUCCCUCCCUUUGCCAACUACCUGGUUUUUGUCUUGAUGUACUUUUUCCCCCGCCAGCUCCUGAUCCGUCACUUCUGGACUCCCAGGCAGCAGGUAGAGUUUCGGGGAGUGUAUCAUUCCCUCAGGGCCCAGCACAACUGGCCAGUGCUCAAAGGGCUCGAGCAUGCGAGCCAUCGGAUCAAAGAUGGCCACCUGCAGAGUCGCCUUCAGGACCUGUGUGCUAAAGUGCAAAGUGGAGCGAACCCCAAAGUGUCUGAAAUCCUUGCUGUUCGAAGCCUGUUUUCUGGACCCCCUCUGGGCAUAAAGAGGAUGAGCGUGGAUCACAUGAGGCACAUCAGCCCCCUGCUCUUCCUGACGCCUCGCCUCCCGGGUUUCCUGAUCGGCCGGCGGCUGAACAGCCACGCCCUGGAGCUGCUGCAGCUGGAUCGGGCCCUCAGCAGACUGGGCCCUCACCAGCUCAGUGACUCUGAACUCAGACAGGCUUGUUAUGUAAGAGGACUCAAUUCUGACAUUCUUGGUGUAAACCAGUGCCGUGAGUGGUUAUCUCAGUGGCUUCAGGUGUCCUGCUCAUUGAAAGACUCUGAGGUGUCACUGCUUUUGCACAGCAUUGUAUUUCUCUCUGCCAACUACCCAAAUGGUCUCAAAUGGUCCCGCUAACAGGAAGCCGGAAGCAAUCUGCUUUUGAGAUUAUGCUCGCGUUCGUGCAAUGGGCAGCACAACAUCCUAAGAGUUGUCAUCAUUUCCUCUUUGCCAAGGGAAAAACAUUUUAAAACUGUUCUUGGGAAGAUUUUUGGCUUAAAAAAAAAAAAAAAAAAAUCUGCCGACUCAUCAGAGUAUAAAGAAAAUGAUCCUGUUCAUUCUAAACACUUUAGCGAUGUUCUGCUUGUCAGUUAAAGUUCUUGUCUCAGCUAUGAAAUCUCUGCU